AUGGGAUUCAACCCUCAACAAAUGCAGUUUGUUGUUGCUGUUUUUUGUCUGAGAGCAAUGACCAAAUCUACAUUGGAUAAGAAGGUUGAAGUUUAUAGGAAAUGGGGAUUGUCUGAAGAAGAGAUCCGUUUAGCUUUUAAAAAGAAUCCAUGGUGUAUGAUGAUUUCUGAGGAUAAGAUUAAUGGUGCAAUGGAUUAUUUUGUCAACAAAAUUGGAUGCCAAUCAUCUUACGUUGCUAGAAGACCAGGUUUAACUUUAUAUAGUUUGAAGAAGAGGCUUUUGCCUAGAGGCUAUAUUUAUCAAGUUUUGCUGUCAAAGGGUUUGAUUAAAAAACACGAGUAUCUUUCUUCGUUGUUUAAUUCUUCUGAAAACCGUUUCAUAAAAAAAUUCAUCAACCCACAUAAGGAGCAGAUUCCUGGACUUUUGGAGUUGUAUAAAGAGAGAUUAAUGGAUUCUAGAAGAUGA
This is a messenger RNA of Cucumis sativus (cucumber), 465 nucleotides long. RefSeq lists its product as uncharacterized. Gene Ontology annotation, biological process: regulation of DNA-templated transcription; chloroplast organization. Lineage: Eukaryota; Viridiplantae; Streptophyta; Magnoliopsida; Cucurbitales; Cucurbitaceae. Gene Ontology annotation, molecular function: double-stranded DNA binding. The record is from RefSeq and is a predicted model, not a curated record. Gene Ontology annotation, cellular component: chloroplast. The transcript has a single exon. The coding region runs from base 1 to 465 and encodes 154 amino acids.